AUGCACCGUACGUUUCUGGUGUUCCAGAAACGCAAUGAAGGCGUCGCUCGAGUGCCUGAAGGUGGUUGGCUGACGCUGUGGAAGGACCCGGAGACAACGAGCAGCGCUCUCAAGCUGAAUGUGCGCUGCCUGUUCCUGGGGGGCCUCUGGUCCAAGUCCAGGGGUCCACUCUACCUGGCUUACAGCGCCUUCAUCCAGAUGUGCAGCUUCGCCUACAUCGCCAUGUGCAUGGUCAGCAUAUUCUCUGCGGAGGGCGACAUCAACGACGUUACGCUCACCUUGCUGCACACCUUCGAGGUGGUCUGUGGCGUCCUCAAAGCGGCCAUCUUCUACCUGAAACGGCACGAAUAUUACGAGAUCGUACGCAGCUUGGACGAACUCAUGUCCGCCCAACGUCAGUACUUAACUGUAAGCAAAGGCCAAGAACUGUUGGUGAUGCUGGAAGCAGCACACAAGAAAGCCAAUUUCUUGACGCUCGUGCUUACAGGGUACAUUUAUGGGCUUGUUUUCGUGUGGUUGCCAUUCCCUUUGAUACUUUGCCCUUCCGAAAGGUUACUGCCCUUGAUACCGCUACCAGGAAAAUAUUACAAGGAGCCUCUCUUACUCUACAUCGCCGUGUACGCCAUUCAGAGUUUCGUUCCGCUUUCACUGAUAAUGGUCGUGGACGGUCUCGACUGCUUCUUUGUGUCUUCGAUGGUACACACCGAAGCUCUCCUCAAAGUUGUGUCGGAGCGCAUCGCAUCUCUUGGGCACCUUCCCUAUACAGACUUCACGGUGCAGCGAUUUUCUGGUCUGGAGCAGGAAACAUGCGGAAUGGAUGUUGGAAACAACUCAGAUUGGACAGCGGAGUUGCGUUCGUGCAUUGUGUGCUAUCAAAAAAUCAUAGAGUAA
Molecule: messenger RNA, 891 nt
Organism: Schistocerca piceifrons (Central American locust)
Lineage: Eukaryota; Metazoa; Arthropoda; Insecta; Orthoptera; Acrididae
Exons: 1
Coding region: 1-891 (296 amino acids)
Biological process (GO): detection of chemical stimulus involved in sensory perception of smell; sensory perception of smell
Cellular component (GO): plasma membrane
Molecular function (GO): odorant binding; olfactory receptor activity
Source: RefSeq, a predicted model, not a curated record